CUGCGCCCCAUUUCUCUCUAUCUCUCCCCCCCUCACUCUCCCUUUCUCUCCCCCUCGAAAAACAGACAACCCUGCACAUUGGAAACCUGGGUGUGGAACAUAGGGAAGUCAUCCUCAUUUUUGCUGGAAUAUAAGCCAUUUUUUAACAUACAUUUAUUUAGAUUUUUCUGUUUUUGGAAGAUAUUCAAUAACAUGCACGUUUCAGUCUUGGGAGAGUAAGGUCCGUUGUCAUGUCUGCCAAGAAAAUCAUUUAGUGCCAGAGGCUGUGGCAAUUGGUGUAUGGCGGAUCUCAGAUGAAGUCCCCGUAGAGAGCGCCUUUGUGAACUUUAUGGUUUUUGGAUUUUAUUUGAAAAGGAUAAAUCUGUUAAGUCCCAGUCACCUCUAAUGAGGUCUGCCCUUUCACUGUGCUCAGAAACCCCAGAAGCAGCGGCAUGGAGAACCGGCGCUGCCAGCACCCUCAGCAGCCCAAUGCCCAGGCCCAAGAGGCCACGUCUGGGCCCCAGUCCUCCAUGCCUCAGUCCCCUUUACUGUCUGGAUCCUCGUCCCUCAUCUCCCUCACCCAGACAGAGGAGUUCUUUGACCUGAUAGCCAGUUCGCAGAGCCGCAGACUGGACGACCAGAGAGCCAGUAUAGGAGACCGCCUGGGCAUCAGGAUAGCACAGAACAAUGUGGGACACUUGUGUGAAGCAUGUAGUCCACAGGAACCUAGUGACGAGUUUUUCAACAUGCUCAUAAAGUAUCAGUCCUCCAGAAUCAAUGAUCAGCGGUGCUCUUUGCCUCCAGCACCUGACCCAGAUGAAGACUUCUUCAGCCUCAUUCAGAGAGUGCAAUCCAAACGCAUGGAUGAACAGCGGGUUUCUUUUGGCUCUGAUGAAAAGGAUGAAACAGACUUAAGUCAUAAGUCCAAAACCUCUGAAGGCUCCAGCUAGAGACUGUGAAACUUCCAUAGAAUUCUUCUGCAAACUCUUGAACUCUCUGGAUGCACAUUUUGAGAGGUCUUCCAAUAGGUUGGGGUUUAGUGGGGGAGUAAUAUAGGUUUAUUUUAAUUAGUAGGAUUAUAUGAUGUUGAAUUGUUUAAUAUUUUUGCAGUCAAGUUAUGCUCAGAGGUGAGUCCAAAUCCAACAGAUCUGAUUCAGAGGGUAUGGAAACACUCACUAGUUUGUAUGUUCUGAUAAUUGCAAAACUCAUGGGAAAUACGUGCUGCAGCCUUCAUUUUUAUGAAAAUACAAAAACGUAUGUCAACAUACAUUUAACUGCAGAAAGUCAAAUGAAUGCUAUGGUGGAAAAUGAUGCCAACAACUUUUGUUCCUUUCCACACCAAUUAUAUUUACAAUCCAGGCUUAUUCUGAAUACGCUCCCUUAUAUAAAUUUCUGGAGAGCGCAAAAUUCGUCCCAGGAGGUACGUUUUUUUGCAGUUUUUGUUUUCGUUAAUCCACCAGAGGGUGGACUAACUGGCCGACUGACCCACCCUCCUACUUCCCUAAACCCAACCAAUAGUGUUUUCAAAAGCACCGAUUGACCAGCGCCCACCCACUUCCCAAAACUCAAUCGACAGUGUUUUCAAAAGCAAUCCAGAAAAAGAAAAGCCCUAGCGGCAGCCUGAUUUUGACCACGUUUUCAGAUUUACCACAUUCUCACCCUGUUAUUUACUUGUUUAUUUUAUUUUUUGGCUUUUGUUUUUGUCUUACAUGCUUUCUGGAACCUGUCUUUGUCGGACUUAAUCCCCGUCAACGCGGUUAACUCCGCUCCACAUCACAAGUCCACCGACAUACACGGCGAGCCACCAGACAAUUUGGUAUCAGCAGGAAAGCCGUCCAUACAGAGGUAAGCGCGAAAAGAAACAACGUCAAACCACUCUGUAGCGUUCGUUUUAAAGACGAAAUGUAGCCAUAUGUACCUCUGGCUACAUAAUUUGCGAUCUCCAGAAUUUUAUAUAGGGCUACGUUUUCAGAAUGCGUCUAUAUUGGAUAUUUACAGGAAUAUAUUAUUGUUCAUUAUAGUAUUAUAUUGUGCAGCUCUUUUCACAACAACAAAUAAAUACCACAAAAUAACUUAAAAGUAUCAAUGAUUUAUAAUUGAAUACAUUUUCCUCAGCUGUCUAUCUUCGUAUGUUGGACUUUUCUGCAGUGGUCAGUUUUCUUGCAAGGACAGUGUUGUAAUUGGGUUCAAAUUUGGUGGAGGUCGGAUGCACAAACCAGGUAAAAGCAAUGCAACUCAAUGUAAAUUCAAGGUAAAACUACAUGGCCGCGAUGUAAUUUUCUUAUACGUUUGCUUUUGAAAGCACUAUUGAUUGGGUUUAGGGAAAGAUUUACGUCAGUCAAUCACAAGGUGAUCACAAGGUGACAAGCCCUGUCUUCUCAUGGAGGUGUACAAAUGUGUUAAUGACGCAUAUAACUACACACACCAUAAGCACGUUUUUUACAUUCGCAUAAAUGUCAACAUAGGCUCAUUCUGAAAACAUAGCCCUAUAUACAUUUCUGGAGAUCGCGAAUGAUGUAGCCAGAAGUAUCUAUGCUGCAUUUAAUCUUGACGCUGUUCCUUUUUGUGCUUACCAGCUGACCACUUACCUCUAAAUGCACGGCUUCCCUGCUGUUACCAGUUUGUCCAGUGGCUCACCAUGUGCAUCGGAAAACUUGAGACACUGGGAGGGGUUGACCAUGACGACGGUGUUUGAUUCUGGCAAAGAACGGUUCCAGAAAGCUGAAAAGGCAAAAACAGAAUCCCAAAAAUUUAAUAAACAAGUAAAUAACAGGGUGAGAAUGUGGUAAAAUCUGAAAACGUGGUAAAAUCAGACAAGAGCUUUUCGUUUCUCUGGAUUGCUAUUUAAAACUGU
Messenger RNA from Danio aesculapii, 2833 nucleotides. It is a transcript of the gene gpsm1a, whose product is annotated as G protein signaling modulator 1a. The coding region runs from base 432 to 929 and encodes 165 amino acids. The transcript is spliced from 3 exons. The record is from RefSeq and is a predicted model, not a curated record. Gene Ontology annotation, molecular function: GTPase regulator activity; protein binding. Lineage: Eukaryota; Metazoa; Chordata; Actinopteri; Cypriniformes; Danionidae.